Molecule: messenger RNA, 1807 nt
Organism: Phyllostomus discolor (pale spear-nosed bat)
Lineage: Eukaryota; Metazoa; Chordata; Mammalia; Chiroptera; Phyllostomidae
Gene: NSG1
Product: neuronal vesicle trafficking associated 1
Exons: 5
Coding region: 232-789 (185 amino acids)
Biological process (GO): clathrin coat assembly; endosomal transport; G protein-coupled dopamine receptor signaling pathway
Cellular component (GO): membrane; endosome
Molecular function (GO): clathrin light chain binding
Source: RefSeq, a predicted model, not a curated record
UCACCGGCGCACAAUUAGCCCCCGGGAGCGGCGGAAAGGGAGGCGGGAGGGGAGGGAGAAGGGGAAGGGGGAGGGGGCUGCCGCGGAGCCCAAUCGCUGGCUCCCGCCCCGGCCGCGCGGCACCGCCUUCGCCAUUGCUGCGAGCAGAGCGGGGACACGGAGGCUCGGAGCGCGUCGGAGCCCAGACCUGCCGGAGCCGGGCGCGGCGGCAGCCUUGGGUCUCCCGGAACCAUGGUGAAGUUGGGGAGCAAUUUCGCGGAGAAGGGCACCAAGCAGGUGCUGCUGGAGGAUGGCUUCGACACCAUCCCCCUGAUGACGCCCCUCGAUGUCAAUCAGCUACAGUUCCCGCCCCCGGAUAAGGUGGUCGUGAAGACCAAGACCGAGUAUGAGCCUGACCGCAAGAAGGGCAAGGGGCGCGUGCACAAGAUUGCCGAGUUCACCGUCAGCAUCACCGAGGGCAUGUCGGAGAGGUUCAAGGUCUCCGUGCUGGUCGUCAUCGCCCUGGCCUUCCUCACCUGCGUCGUCUUCCUGGUCGUCUACAAGGUGUACAAGUACGAGCGCCUCUGCCCCGACGGCUUCAUCCUCAAGAACUCCCAGUGCAUCCCCAACGGCCUGGCGGCCUACUACGCGGAGCAGGACCCCCACUCCCCGGACAAGUUCUACGCCGUCGUGAACCACUACAACCUGGCCAAGCAGAGCAUCACCCGCUCCGUGUCGCCCUGGAUGUCCGUGCUGUCGGAGGAGAAGCUGUCGGAGCAGGAGACGGAGGCGGCCGAGAAGUCCGCCUAGCGGGGCGGGCGGGCUCCGGACAGGGCACCGCCCGAAGGUAACAGAGGGACUUUGAGGGACAUUUCAUUCAACAUAACCACCGGUAAUUUAGAGGUUACUCAUUUACGGUGCAACCGCUUCUGUCUGCUACCGCUGCUUUGCAAACGAAACCUGCCGCAGACCUCCUGCGAGCAUAAAGUCGAGUGCGCGUCUGCGGCCCUGAGAGCGCCGACCCACUUCCCACGUUGCGGGGCCUCAGCUCAGCUCCUCUGCUGGGGUUUGUCUGAUGUCGCCCAAAAAUAAAUUUACCCUGGACGUGCAAGGGGUCUGGAUUUCAGACAAAUGGUGCACUCGCAGAACUGAUUUUUUAAACCGCCUUGCUGCUCGCAGACCUCCGCCCCACCCCCACCUAGCGCGCCCCCUGCUUUGCCCAGAGCGAGCUGCACUCCCCACCCUCACCAGGGGCGCCAGCACCGACCGCCAGGGCUCCCCGUGGUAGGCACUGCAGGGGGGGAGGGGCAGGUGCCGUCAGGUGGCUGUCAGGCCGUGUUGUGCUCGGGUGCAUGUUGACUGUCAAGGCAUUUUUGGGGUGCGGGGAGCCUGGAGGGAGAGGGCCCCAGGCGGCCGGAUGCGCCUCCCUGGAGGUGGUCUGCCACUGGUGACCGGUGCUGGCCCUUCUGUUCACAGCUGUCGUGACUAAAUGUGCACCGACGGCCCUGUUAGCAAGUUAGUUUUGGGGAAGUUAGUGGGUGGGAAAAGUGAAAAUGUACCUGCCGGUGAGCUGAGGCUACUUGGAGUUUAGUUUUGUGGAGCAGACGUAACCCCCUGCCCCCCGCCCCCGGCCCCGUCCCCCAUGUCAGACGCAGGCAGGGGAGGCUGGGGCGGGGCUGGCGCAGCCCCUGCAAGGCCAGUGAUGGCGUCUCAACUCCCAAUCUCUGUAAAAAGUUGUUUCGACCCGAAUCUCGACAUUAAAGUAUGUUUACAAAACUGCCAGUUAGACAACUACGUGUGUAAGACGAUUAAACAGCAGAUCCUCAGA